GGGGCCGGGCAGGAAAGUGACUCUGCACCAACGGCUCAGGGAGCUCAGAUCUUGGAGCCCCUGGGAAUCUGCCCCCUUGUUACUGCCUGGAGGGCUGGGAGCUGAGUUAACAGCAAUUGAGCUGCUGCCUUCAGCUGUGGCCCCACUCCAGGGAUAAUAAUGGAGGCGGGGGGGGGUAUGAACAGGGCCCCAAAUGUCUCUGACUUUUUUCUCUAUUGGGGGUAGAAUUGUCAGGAAGGAAAGGGGUAAAAAAUAGGGGUGGAAAAGUGUGUGAAAUCUGAUUGCAUCAUCUCUGCACAGGGAGGGGGGAAAUAGAGGGACGAGUACUGGAUUUAUUCUUUACUGAGGGGUCCCUUCGAACUCCAUGAUGAUGGGGAAAGUCUCCCCCUUAUUAAAAUUCUGACUGGAAUGUGUUUGAUCCAUCAGAUGUGCCGGAUCUUAAGCCACUCAGUGCCUUUGUGUGACUGUUUCCGCGUGACCCCCUUUCUCGUGAAUAUCGUGACACCCCCUGAAAAGACCCACAUGGAUCUGUGGGAAGGAUUGGGGACCUUUGCGUUUUUAUAAUCUACUUGGCUCUAGUGAGCGGCUCCUGAACAUUCAGGUUUUGGGGGGAUAUUUGUGUUUGUUUCUCCAAUACACCCAUAUCUUCUUAGCUUAAAGAAAUCUUUUGCUGGGGGAGGGGGAAAGGUUUGGGAUUUAGGCAGAACCUGUGUCAUCUGGGUCUCCCUCUUGACCUGGCCUGGUCAGGACAUCUCUUAGACUUGUGGUGAUGGCCCAGGGAUGUAAUGGUGGAUCCCAGGAGACACGAUGGUGUAGCUUGCUCUUUCCUCUUCUUUCACACAGCCAUUGUUGUGCUUGCACUUCUCCCCAGCAAAGCCUUUUCUUUUACGGACCCCCAAAGGGAAUGAUGGCUAGACUAGCUCAUCCUCUCACUAUUUUAUCCACUGGGUGGGCCUGGUUUUCAACACACCAGUUUUGGUUCAUUUAUUUCUGGUCUCUCACUUUUCUUGUUUACCAGGCAUGAUCUUAACACAGUCCUUGAGUAAUAUCAGGAGGCCGUUUUGUUUGGACUAAUGCAGUCCAUCUGUCUGUCUCCCCUUUGCACCUUUUCCCAUUAAUAUUUGUUAUUGGUUACUGUCAUGGUUCAUUAAAUUUCACUCAUUUUUUUUACAGGUAAGCUCACAAUUAGGGUAAAUUUGUAGGCCCAAUUAUCACAACUUCUCUUUGGUUCCCAUGGAUGCUUUCACCCCAUGCAGUCCCAAAAACUCUGGAGUCCAGAGUGUCUGUCUGCAGGGAAAGAGCCUGGGAGGAAUCGGGGUGUGAAAUGGACUAACACCCCUUCUGGAACCUGCCCCAUCGCCUUUCUCACCCUGACAGGCUGCAGAAUCACAUCCACGUUUCGCUGCAGAUUGUCCCCCUCUGCCGGGAGACAGGGCAGGGAAAUGGCUUCCGCACAGCUGGUGCAGAAUGCAACACCGCUCACUGAGAUGCCGGUGACCUUCGAGGAUGUGGCUGUGUAUUUCACUGAGGAGGAAUGGGCUCUGCUGGACUCCAGUCAGCGAGCCUUCUAUGCGGAUGUCAUGCAGGAGAACUAUGAGAACGUGACCUUGCUGGGAUUUCUGAUUUCCAAACCUGACAUGAUCUCACAGCUGGAACAAGGGGAAGAGCCGUGGGUCCCAGAUCUCCAGGACUCUGAGGAAAGCAGGAUCCUAAAAGGUGCCCGCAUAGCAGGUGACUGGAUGGUGAGUGAGAAUGAGGAGGAGAAUCCCCUGCAGAAAGCUCAUAAACAAGUGGAGUUGCAUGGAAUGCUAUUGGGAAGAUCCACAGUGGAUGCUCCUGCACAGGGAGAAGCUGGUGGGAGUCAGCUUGGAUCAAAGGGGAAGAAGGAAAACCAUGCAGGGAAGGGACAGAGCAAAGCCACUCCCCAUGAGGGUGGUUCCAGAGACGUUCACAAAAUCACGGUCCAGCAGACCGGAGAGACACCAAAAAUAUGCCAGUACUGCGGGAAAAUCUUCAGCUGCAACUCGCACCUCACUAGACACCAGAGAACCCACACGGGGGAGAGACCCUAUGAAUGCCCCGUCUGUGGGAAAAGCUUCGGUCAGAGCUCGCACCUGAUUGUACAUGAGAGGAUCCACACGGGCCAGAGACCCUUCAAGUGCGACGAAUGCGAGAAAAGCUUCAAUAGCAGCACGCGCCUCGUUGGACAUCAGAGACGCCAUAGGAAGAAGAAACUCUCUAAAUUCCCUCUGUUGGCUAGAGCAAAUACCGUAUUUCCCAAUUCCUUGAGUAUCCAGCUACCUCUCUCUGGGGUCAGGGGGCAGCUGCAGGUGCCUCUGGUCUGCUCAGUGAAUCUCUGGGUCUGCCUCCAGUAUGUUGCGGGAAGUUAUGUUACCUCUGUAUUUGGCUGUGGCAUGACCAUUGCUGCACACUAUUGUGUUCAGACAAUGAUUAAAGGACUGGAAAACAAGCUGUACAGGGACAGAGUGAGCUUCUGGGGUCGAUUUUGCUUUGCAAAGGGAAGUUUAAGGGGUGUCUUGCUCAUAGUCUAUAGGUACCUACGUGGACAACAGAAAUGUGAUACAGGAGGGCUCUUCAUUCUGGCGAACAAAGGCAUAAACAAGUUCUGUCUGGAAGUUGAAGCCAAAUGCAGACAAGAAAUAAGCUUUGCAGAGUCAGAACCUCUGUGUGCAGGAGACAAACCUGGGGGGAGUCAAGGUGUGAAGUGGACUAAAACCCCCUGUGAUGCCUCCCCAAUCACCUCUCUCCCUGGCAGGCUGCAGAAUAACAUCCGUCCAGUCCAGCCACGUCGUCCCAGAAGCGAAAUGGCUUUAGCACAGCGUAUUCAGAUGCUGACAGCUCUGAAGGGCAGCCUGGAACUGGCCAGCAGCAAUUACUCUGGAGCUGUCUGUCAGCAGACUGGGAAAAGCAGCACAGCAGCAUCUGGGGACGCAGGCCAAAUCAUUUCUUAUCUUCCAGACUGGCUGGGAAGAGCAUUCAUCGUCAUGAUGCCCUGGCUCUCUGAAGCCCUGUCUGUUUUCGGGAACCCUGUUGCACUGAUGCCGGUGACCUUCGAGGAGGUGGCUGUGUAUUUCUCUGAAGGGGAAUGGGCUCUGCUGGACCUGGGUCAGCGAGCCCUCUACAGGGAUGUCAUGCAGGAGAACUAUGAGAACGUGACCUCACUGGGAUUUCUGAUGUCCAGACCUGACUUGAUCUGUCAGCUGGAACAAGGGGAAGAGACAUGGGUCCCAGAUCUCCAGGGCUCGGAGGAAAGGGGGAUCCGGAGAGGUGCCUGCACAGCAGGUGACGAGAUGUUGUGUAAGAAUGAGGAGGAGAAUCCUCAGCAGGAAGGACCUGCGCAAGUGAAAUUGUGUGGGAGGGUAUUGGGAGGAUCCGGAGGAAAUGUUCCUGCACAGAGAGAAAUUGGUGGGAGUCAGAAUGGAUCAAAGAGGCAAAAGGAAAAGGACUCAGGGAAGGGACAAAGUAAAUCCACUUCCCAUGAGGGUGGUUCCAGAGACAGCAACAAAACCACAGUUCAGCAGACCGGAGAGACGCAGAAAAUAUGCAUAGACUGCGGGAAAAUCUUCAGUUGCAUCUCGCACCUCAUUAGACACCAGAGAACCCACACAGGGGAGAGACCCUUUAAAUGCCCCGACUGCGGGAAAGGCUUCGGUCGGAGCUCGCACCUGGUUGUACAUGAGCGGAUCCACACGGGAGAGAGACCGUACAAGUGCGACGAAUGCGAGAAAAGCUUCAAUCAGAGCCCACACCUUAUUAGACACCAGAAACUCCACCUGAUGGACAGACGCUGUAAAUUACCUGCCUGGGGUGGAGUGAAUGCUGCAUUUCCCAAUUCCUUGAGUAUCCAGCUGCCUAUCGCUGGGAUCAGGGGGCAGCUGCAGGUGCCUCCAGGCUGCUCAGUGAAUCUCUGGCUCUGCCUCCUGUAG
Molecule: messenger RNA, 3947 nt
Organism: Chelonia mydas (Green sea turtle)
Lineage: Eukaryota; Metazoa; Chordata; Testudines; Cheloniidae
Exons: 12
Coding region: 1251-3947 (898 amino acids)
Biological process (GO): regulation of DNA-templated transcription
Source: RefSeq, a predicted model, not a curated record